AGCGUGUAUUUUUAUGUCUAUGCAAAAUAUUUUUCAGCAAGUUUUUUUGCAAAGUCAACUUCAAUUGAUGCACAAAAAAGUAAUAAAUAAGUUAUAGAAACGCACAAUUAUUUUGAAAAACAGUUAAUUGUGAAGCUAAAUAACGCAGAAAUACUCCCAAAUUGUAACUCUUCACUAAAACCCAACAUUGAAUAAUGGAGUUAGCAAUCAAACCAGAGUCUCGCACUGAACAGCACACAGACCUUCGCGAGGAAAUCAUAACCAGAAGCAAUAUGGAUAUUGUGGGGGACGAUAUUGUAAAGGAACACUGUUACGUCAGAUCUAAUGCUAAGAAAGUGUUCUACUAUCAUCUGAGCGACCAUAAUUAUUUCAACCACCGCAGAGCCUUUAAGCAAAACGCACAACAGAAAACCAAAACAGACUUACAGAAACUGAAACAAAAGCCUACAAAAACACGCAAACGAAACAUCAAAAUAACAGAACUAAGAGCCGUUUAUAACUGCAAGGCAUGCGGUUACCGUACUAUGAACCGAGAAAUAUUUCCAAACCACAAAUGUGAGAGGGAACCUAUAUUCAAACCUUGCACGGACUGUGACAAGAAUUUGACCCCGGAAGGAUACCAACGAUGCCACGAAUGCACUUAUUUCACAAAAAAUAAGUCGAGUUUGAAAGUUCAUAUGCGCAUUCAUGCGAAAGGGACUCCUUAUAAAUGUACGGAGUGCGAGUGCUCGUUCAAAGAUCUGAAGGACCUCAUUCUACAUUACGAUGAAGUUAAAGAUUUGAAAUGUGAUUGUGGGUAUGCAACGCAUGUUAAACAGCAGAUGGUAACACAUAAGAGAACGCAUACCGGUGAGAAACCUUUCUGCUGUGGUGUAUGUAGCUUUUCUACGAGUGAACGGUCAACAUUGCAUAGGCAUUUGAAAACUCAUGAUAGGAUUUAGUAUAUUAGACGGGGCUAAAAAUAUUGGGUCAAGUAAGGUAUGUUUCAAAUCCUAGCUGCCGACUGCAUGAAAUCGACCGCAGCUGUACUGCUGGGUCUUAAUUCUGCUAAUUUUACGUAAGCGACAUACGAUUGAUAUCCAACUGAAAUCCAAUUACGAUUGAAGCGUAUAUGGCAUUCUGCUGUUUUUUCUUUUAAAUACUUACACGUUUUUAUCCUUUUCUGUAAUUCAAUAAUGAAUCACAUUGUCUGCAAAUGAUUUACGAUAGCAAUAUGAUUGUAGAGCAAACUACCGUAUAGACCAAAAUCACCAAAAUAGCACACCAAUCGCAAACCAAUGAAAUGUUAUUGGAAUACGAUUGGUCUUAUAUUAAUAGCAGAAUGCCCGCUAAGGUUAAAACUGCUAUUGAGAUUUAAUUGAUAUCCAAUUGUCACAUUAUUUACUUAGCAAGAAUCAGGCCCCUGGUUUGUAUGUAUGUACAUGAAACCGUUUUGUAUCGAAGCGGCAGCAGCACGUGCAGUCGCCCUCAGAUAUCAACAGAUUUCAUGCAGUCGCUGCAAGUGCGGUCGGCAGUUGCAGUCGGCAGCUAGCAUUUAGAACCAACCUUAGAUAUAUAUUUGUUACAAAAUUAUUGAUUUGGUAUUGUUUGAAAGUUUUAUAGAUCUCGUUUUUAUUUUCAAAAUAUGUAUUUGGUUUUGUAAAUUGACUUAGAUUUUAUGUUCUGUCUAAAGUACAUGCGAAAAAAAUAUGAUUAAAAACGGCUAUAGGUAUCGGCACGAAUCUUGAGCGCUGACCCUCAUCUGCGCAGAAGUGAUUUAUUAGAAAAGAACCAAUCCCGAGUGACGGCUAUGACGCGAUGCGCUGCGGGCCAAUCACCGCUUUAGCCCGUCCCCGCGCCUCACUUCAUACCAAAAAAAGGGACUUAAUAAAUUUCUUCUGCGCAGGUGAAGGUCAGCGCUCAAGAUUCGUGCCGAUGAUUAUAAUAAUAACAUGACACAGCUGUACCGAUUUUGGUUUCGAUUGAUGAGAAUAAAAACUAAUGAGUAUACAGAAAGGUUCUUUAGAAAAGUAGUUUGUAAUGAGUGAUUGAAUCUUAAACGGUAUUUAUUUACCUAUAUCAUGUUUAUUAUUUUGUUCUUAUUUUAUACUUUGCAUAAAUAUGACGGCGUGUUCGUCAUCAGGUUAAACUGUAGGUCCCGGCUGUCACUGAACAU
Helicoverpa zea (corn earworm) is the source of this 2155-nucleotide messenger RNA. Its product is annotated as zinc finger protein 728-like. Gene Ontology annotation, cellular component: nucleus. Gene Ontology annotation, molecular function: DNA-binding transcription factor activity, RNA polymerase II-specific; RNA polymerase II transcription regulatory region sequence-specific DNA binding. Gene Ontology annotation, biological process: regulation of transcription by RNA polymerase II. The coding region runs from base 195 to 941 and encodes 248 amino acids. The record is from RefSeq and is a predicted model, not a curated record. The transcript has 3 exons. Lineage: Eukaryota; Metazoa; Arthropoda; Insecta; Lepidoptera; Noctuidae.